This is a messenger RNA of Enterobius vermicularis (human pinworm), 1344 nucleotides long. Lineage: Eukaryota; Metazoa; Nematoda; Chromadorea; Rhabditida; Oxyuridae. The record is from the annotation of a GenBank genome assembly.
AUGCCCAACGAAUUGAUAACAUUACAGUUUGGACAAUGUGGUAAUCAAAUAGGUAGUGCGUUUUGGCACGCUUUAUGUGCUGAACAUGCCAUAGCUCCAGAUGGCACUCUAGCUCAUGACGACAAAGGCGUCCGUGAUUUGAAAAGAGUGUUCUUCUCUCAGGCAGACGAUUCGCAUUAUGUUCCUCGCGCUGUCCUGGUUGACUUAGAGCCCAGAGUAAUAAGUGGCAUCUUGAAUUCUGAUUAUAACAGACUUUACAAUGUCGAAAAUAUAUUUCACUCAAAAGACGGUGGCGGUGCUGGCAAUAACUGGGCAAGUGGCUAUAUACAGGGAAGAGAAGCUCACGAGACUCUGUUUGACAUGAUCGAUCGGGAGGCGGAAAAUAGUGAUUAUUUGGAAGGAUUUGUUAUGUGCCAUUCGAUUGCUGGAGGAACCGGAUCUGGAAUGGGCUCGUAUGCUCUAGAAAAAAUAUGUGACAGAUACCCCAAAAAAUUGGUCCAGACUUACUCAGUAUUUCCAGUGAAUCGCAAAGAAGAAGCAAGUGAUGUAGUAGUGCAACCUUACAACUCAGUUCUUACUCUCUCUCGGUUAAUCCAGUUCCCAAAUUGCGUUGUUGUUUUGGACAAUACUGCUUUACAUAGAAUUGCAGCCGAGAAUGCUCCAACAUCAUCUGAUGUUUCUUCCUUCGCAUUUGUCAACUCAUAUGUGUCCCGUAUUAUGUGUUCUUCGACCGCUGCUCUUCGUUUUCCUGGUCCCUUGUAUACUCGACUGUUGCACCUCAUUGGUCCACUCAUCGCGUUUCCUCCCAUGAGGUUCAUUCAAACAGGUUUUACACCUCUCAGAGAAGGCAACCCGUGCUCAACUACUACGUCUGUUGGUAACGUGUUGCGGCGUCUGCUUCAACCAAAGAAUAUGAUGAGCAGUGCAGUAAUGGAAAAGGAUGUAGAUCACUGUUUGCUAUCUGCUCUAGCUAUUUUGCAGGGGAGCAUUGACGCUUCUGAAAUUUAUUCAACUCUAGGAAGGAUAAAAGAGAGGAAGGAGCUAAAGUUUGCUCCGUGGAGUUGGGGAUCUUUAGAUAUUACGCAGUGUAGGAGAUCACCGUUCUUGCCCUUAACAAAUCGGGUGUCGGGACUUAUGCUUUGCAACCACACGAACAUUGCGAGCAUAUUUCAAGACACAAUCAACCAGUAUGAGAAACUUAUAAGAAAGCGAGCAUAUUUGGAACAGUAUCUUAAGGUGGAUGCUGACAUCGUGGAGACGCUCCAUGAGGCUGCUGAACAAGUGCGUGAGACAAUUAAGACAUAUCGAGAUGCUACUCUACCUGACUUCUUGUCCUUACAUUAA